CUGGACAGAAUGUUCGCUUCGACGUCACAAAGAAAUGAUGAUGGUUUGCGGGCGUCUUACAAUAUCUCGUUACUUAUAGCGAAAUCCGGAAAACCGCAUACUAUCGGAGAGAAGUUAAUUUUGCCAGCCGUUGAAGAGGUUUUAAAAACUGUUUUACACAAACCUGCAUCUGAUAUCAUUAAAAGAAUUCCCUUAAGCAACAAUACUGUUGAAAGACGUAUUGAUGAAAUGAGUUCUGAUAUUGAAAGCUUCUUAUGUAAUUAUUUGCAAACGACCCAUUUCUCUAUACAACUGGAUGAGUCAACUUUACCUGAUAAUACAGCAUUAUUAUUGACAUAUGUUCGUUUUAUUAUGAAUCAAGAAAUCUACGAAGAACUGCUCUUCGCAAGAACUUUGAUAACUGACACUAAAGGUGAAUAAAUAUUUCAUGUUUUGAAGGAUUACUUCAUUGAAAAAGCAAUUCCUUUAUCAAAUAUAAUAUCAGUAGCUACACGUGGAGCACCUGCCAUGGUUGGACAAGAAUCGCUUUUACCAGUGAUGGAAGAAUGUUUGACAUCCGGCCAAGAUUUUGUGUUUCAGCAAGAUGGUGCAGCGUGUCAUACCUCAAAAAAGGCUAUAAAAUGGAUGGAAGAAAAUAACGUACCACUCUUGAAAUCGGUUUCUAGCAGUCCAGAUCUGUCACCUAUUGAAACUUUGUGGCACGAGAUGAAAAAGGUUCUACGACAACAUCCUGUCUUACAAUCACCGAACUGA
This is a messenger RNA of Acanthoscelides obtectus, 753 nucleotides long. Lineage: Eukaryota; Metazoa; Arthropoda; Insecta; Coleoptera; Chrysomelidae. The record is from the annotation of a GenBank genome assembly.